CUCUCCGUCCUUGGCGGCGGCGGCGGCGGCGGCGGGUGAGGCGCGGGAGCCGACCCGGGCAGCAUGGUGAUGGCCGAGCCCCGGCGGCUCCCUCCGGCCGCCGCCGCGCUGCUCCUGCAGCCCCGCCGCCGCCGCCGCCGCCGUCCUCCUCCCCUUCGCCGGCUCAGCCUCAGCCUCAACCGCCCCGCGGCGCUUCGGUGCCGGUGCGCGUCGGCUUCUACGAGAUCGAGGGCACGCUGGGCAAGGGCAACUUCGCCGUGGUCAAGCUGGGCCGGCACCGCAUCACGCGCAGCGAGGUAGCAAUAAAAAUCAUCGACAAAUCUCAGCUCGAUUCUGUCAACCUGGAAAAAAUUUACCGGGAGGUACAGAUCAUGAAAAUGCUGGACCAUCCACAUAUUAUCAAGCUUUAUCAGGUGAUGGAGACCAAAAGCAUGCUUUACCUUGUGACAGAAUAUGCCAAAAACGGAGAAAUAUUUGAUUACCUGGCCAACCGGGGACGUUUGAGCGAGACGGAUGCCAGGCGCAAAUUCUGGCAGAUCCUCUCGGCUGUGGAAUAUUGUCACGGCCGGAAGAUCGUACACCGGGAUCUCAAAGCCGAGAAUCUCCUGCUCGAUAACAACAUGAAUAUUAAGAUAGCAGAUUUUGGGUUUGGAAACUUCUACAAAAGCGGGGAGCCUCUGACCACGUGGUGCGGAAGUCCUCCUUACGCAGCUCCCGAGGUCUUCGAAGGCCAGCAGUACGAGGGGCCGCAGCUGGACAUUUGGAGUAUGGGCGUGGUCCUUUACGUCUUGGUUUGUGGAGCUUUGCCCUUCGAUGGACCGACCCUCCCCAUCCUGCGGCAGAGAGUUUUGGAAGGAAGGUUCCGCAUCCCCUAUUUCAUGUCUGAAGAGUGCGAGCAUCUCAUCCGGAGGAUGCUGGUUCUGGAUCCAUCCAAGAGACUGAGCAUUGCUCAGAUUAAAGAGCACAAGUGGAUGCUAAUAGAGGUUCCGGUCCAAAGACCCGCUCUCUAUUCCCAGGGGCAAGCGAGUGGAUCUCCCAUCGGAGAAUACAACGAGCAGGUCCUGCGGUUGAUGCACAGCCUGGGAAUUGACCAGCAAAAGACCAUUGAGUCUCUGCAGGAUAAAAGCUACAACCACUUUGCUGCUAUCUACUACCUGCUAGUAGAGAGGCUGAAGUCCCACCGCAGUAGCUUCCCCAUCGAUCAGCGGUUAGACUCUCGCCAGCGGCGACCCAGCACCAUUGCCGAACAAACAGUCGCAAAGGCUUCUGUUGCACCUGUAAACCUGCACUCUCAAAACCUACGGCUCCGAAGGUCUCCUGGCCUCCCUCCGACAGCAGAGGCCUUCUCCUUUUCCAGAUCCGUCUGCCAGGCGGAAACGGCCUUCAUGGAGGAAGAGAGAAUUGACACCCCCAAAGUGAAUGGUUGCCUGCUGGAUCCUGUUCCCCCAAUGAUGGUAAGGAAGGGGUGCCAGUCCCUCCCGACCAGCAUGAUGGAAACGUCCAUCGACGAAGGGAUCGAAGCCGAAGGGGAAUCUGAAACGGAUCCUGCCCAAGCCUUCGCGGCAUUGCAAGGGUCUCGCAGUGGGAAGAGGCGACAUACCCUGGCAGAAGUGACCAAUCCCCUCUUGGCCAUGCCAGGCCCAGGAAAAGUCUUCUCCGUGGACGAGAACCAAUCCCUGAGCAGCGUUGACUCGGAAUACGACAUGGGAUCGAUCCAGAGGGAUUUAAACUUCCUGGAAGACACCUCCUCCUUGAAGGAGAUGGUCCUGGGCAACCCGCCAGCUCCGAGGUUGACUCCCUCUUUCAUUGGCCUGAGACCGCCUAAUCCAGCCAUGCAGGCGUUGGCGGCCCACAAGCGGGAAGCCCACAACCGUUCCCCAGUCAGCUUUCGAGAGGGGCGCAGGGCAUCGGACACGUCCCUGACCCAAGGAAUUGUAGCGUUCAGGCAACACCUUCAGAACUUGGCCCGAACCAAAGGCAUCCUGGAGCUGAACAAAGUCCAGUUGUUGUAUGACCAGAUGAGGUCAGAAGACGAACUUUCCCUGGAAUCCGCUUCUCCUCACUUGCCAGACCUUGAGACUGGUCCCCAGCAGGAAGAGGCACCUUUGCCGCAGGAGGCAGCGCCCACCUUCCCCAGCAGCCUCCAUCCCCCGUUGCUAUCCAGGCGUCAGAGCUUAGAAACGCAGUAUCUGCAGCACCGGCUUCAGAAGCCCAGCCUGCUUUCCAAAGCCCAGCACGCUUGCCAGAUGUUUUGCAAGGAGAUACCUCGGAGCCUGGAACAGCAGCUGCAGGAGCACAGGUUGUAUCAGAAGCACCUCUUCCUCCAGAAGCAAUCUCAGCUGCAGACCUACUUCAACCAGAUGCAGAUCGCUGAGGGCGCCUACUCCCGAUCCAGCCAGCUGCCCCUCCCUUGCCACGAGGAGCCCCCUCCUCCUCCCCCUCCUCCUCCUCCUCCCCCUCCUUCCCAAUUCAGCCUGGUGCAGCCCUUGAGCCCCGUCAUGGAGCCGCCGUCUGCUGAAGACAUGCAAUACGACCCUUUCCUCAGCCAUUAUCAGAAGCUGCAGCUUGGCCAGCCGCCUCCCCCUGCCCUCCACAGCUCUCCCCAAGUUCCAUCCCAGCAGCAGCAGCAGUACCCCUACCAGACUUGCGAAGGGCCGCUUGGCCUCUCGCCCGACCUAGACUAUGCCGGCCAGCCUGUGUAUCCCCUGGAGCCCACCCAGCAGAGCGGCGUAGCCAUGACCAAUGUCCAGAGGGGCUCGGAACCUCCUGGCUCUCAGUCCAGCUAUGACACCUUAAACCUUGCCCAGUUGCCGGGCCUCUUGGAUUGUGAAAUGAUGGAGACGGUCGAUCCCCAACACGGAGGCUACGUCUUGGUGAACUAGCAGCUUUCUUGGAGAAGGAGAACGCGGGUUGAAGUCGAAGUCGUACCGUGGCUGCGGAUUUCCCUUCUGGGCUCCCAUGGCUGCUUCUCCAAACCUUUCGAGCUUCACGGAUGAAGAGCCAAACUCUCUGAACUGGUACUAGCGGAGAAGAGCCAGGGCUCCCUUUCGAGGGGGGCGGGCGGCUGGAAGGGCUGAAGGAAGGCCCCGCACCUUCCCACAGAGCAAAGGACCACUCUGAAGGGAAAGGAGGAAGACCCACUUCUGAGAAGGCAGAAGGCGGGGGUCCUUCCAGACAUCUGGGGUGUCCUGCUCACCGCUCAACCCUCUUGUCAGAGGGGAACCUGGCAGAAUUCAGGAAAAGGAGUGGAUUUGCUCUACAUCAUACUUGGCAAUAAAAGCAAUACAUUAUUAUUAUUUUCAUCGGAAUCUGGCCGAGAGGUCGUCGACACCGGAAGCCAGUCAGGAAUGUAGGACGCCCGAGGGCUUGAGAACUGGUCUGCUCAGCUAGGCUAGGCUGUAGGUCAGAGGCGGGAAACCAUGGCCCUCUUCGGAUUUAUGGACUUCACAACUCCCAGAAUUCCUGAGAAUUCCGGGAGUUGAAGUCCACAAGUCCUAAAAGGGCCGUAGUUCCCUCCUGCCCCUGUGUAGACGUUCUUCAAAGGACUUGCAGGAACUCUGUUUUGUUGACCGGAUGACUCGCAGGGAACUCCGAACCUUUGCAUAUCUCGAGAACUCCCUGAAUUGUCGGCGAAAGCAUCCCUCGGUCCAUCUUGGGAGUCAACAUGGUGGGAUUGUUGAGGUCCUCCAGCGACCGACCAGCAGGGAAGGAGAUCCGGGAGUCUUGACGCUAAAGCAGCAUCAAGGCAACCUUGGGAAGAACUUGAUCACUGGACAAAUUGUUCUGAGCUGCCCUUUGUAGCUAUUUUUUGUUUCUUUCUUUCUUUCUUUUUUUAGAGGAAGCAAAUCUACUUGGGACUUCAAGAGUGUGCGUUGAUGGUUGUUCUUAGGCUUUGCAUAUUUGGGCAACUAUUUAGGGGUGUAGUGUUUUAAGGACAAAGCAGAAUAAGCUUACCAGAAAACCCAUGUGACGUGAUAGUGCCGUGCCUUUUUUUCGGUUCUUUCUAAGACCCUUCCUUUCUCUUUUUUUAAAAAUUCUGAAUUAUUAUUAUUAUUUUUUUAAACCACCCCCAUCUCUUGUCUAGGCUGACACCAAAGUCCCUUCAGAGACCGGGUUCCACCAUGUGGAAUGCGGGUUUCGUCUUUCUUUAACACCCCCCCCCCAUAAUUCUUUCCGACUCGCUCAUCUCUAGACCUGAUUUUAAUUUUCCUUGGGGAAAAAAAAAGAAGUAUUACAGCAAUAUUUAGGAUCGGCAACCAUUGACUUGUUCAUCACUUCAACAGGUGUUCGCUCUAAAAGCAUCAACCUCUCUAGGAAAGACACAAAUAGACGACGAAUUUAUUUCAAGAGGAGUGGGCGGCGGGGUGGGGAGGUGGGGGUUGGCUUAGCAUUUGAGACCGGUUGGAAGCCUUCUGUUGGAACUGGGUAAAAAUUGAAGCACAACCUCCCAAGUUUUUUUAAGCACAAAAAGAAAGAGGCUCACUCAGCAAAUUUAGCCUGGUAGAAAGCCAAGGGAAGGCCUCUGGUUUUUGCUCCAGGGAUCUGCUGGCAUUUCUCAAAUCUUGGCCGUUUUAAGAUGGGUGGACUUCAACUCCCAGAACUCCCCACCCCUCCCCUUAGCCAGCAAGCUAGAGAAUUCUGGGAGUUGAAGUCCACCCGUCUUUAAACGGCCAAGGUUGGAAAAACCCAGCUGUAGGGUAACUGCAAUAAGAUUUGGGGAAGAAGCCUUCAGCCCCAAAUACCCUAGAUCAGGGGUCUCCAACCUUGGUCCCUUUAAGACUUGUGGACUUCAACUCCCAGAGUUCCUCAGCCAGGUUUGCUGGCUGAGGGACUCUGGGAGUUGAAGUCCACAAGUCUUAAAGGGACCAAGGUUGGAGACCCCUGCCCUAGAUGUCUUCUACUCUGUUUGAAAAGUUUGGGCCAGUUUGAAAGAAGAGAAACAGGUUGCCCCCAUAACGAUGUCCUCCAAUCGUUGGCUCCCCAAAAUUCGCAAGAAGAAACCGGUGCACCGCCCACCGGAUCUCCUUGGGAAGCAGGAGGGGAACAGCUGGAAAUGGGAAGGACAUCCCCCAGGAGGGGCAGAAGGCCCAUCUUAAUGGCGCUGUUGCUUCCCUUCCCCCUCGGCUCCAACCCCUGGGAGAAGGAAUCCGUGUUCCCAUGGUGCUGGCCUGGUGGCUUCGGAGGGUGCUUUCCCCCCAUCCACCCCGCAGACGUUUCACACCCAAUGGGGCAUGGAAACCUUUUGUCCGCCUCCUUCCAUGGGGGUCAACCCUUGUUCAGCUUUCGUGAGCGGGAAGAGAUCGCCCCAGCCUAAGGAAAUCCAUCGGCCAUAUUGGGGACCUCAGGUGGAGAAGGAUGGGGGGAGGAAUGAAGCCCAGGUGAGCCCUUCCUUCCCUCUUUGAACCCUGGAGGAAGACCCCCACCCACCCACCCACACAACCUGUCCCCUCACAGCAGACCUGAUUGAGCGAGUAGGAAGCCCACUGGGCGGCUCCGUUGCCAACCCACCUAAGGAGUAAAGACGCUUUUCUUGUAGCAUCCCGAUUACCCAGGCAGGGGCAGAAGGCUGUUGAUUUUGUGCAAAACCCCCCACCUCCCGUUCCCUCUCUAAACUGCACAGGUAGCAAACCUGUGAGCAGGUAUCUCUUGGCUAGAGAUCUAUUCCACGAGGACUCGGAGGGGACGCCAGGUUUACUGAAGGCGAGGCAACCGAGCUGGUCUGGGGCUCCCAACUGUUCUUCCAAGGGCCCAUCUGGUGCAGAUUGGGGAGGGGGGCCCCCGAGUGACCCCAGCCUUGUUGGGAAAUGCUUUUUCUCCCCUUCCCUCUCCCCCGCUCCCCACGUUGGGACCGAGCCUCUGAAUGUAAAACUAGUUCGAACGGUCCCCUCCAUCUCUUCCCUCUGCUUUAAACCAACGCUCAUGUUUCUGGCCCUAUUGGUGGCUUUCCGACAACCGCGAUCCAGGAAACGUGCAUUUUACCCAGCCGGGCUCGUCCUACCUGCAAGACCACCACCUCUUCUUCCUCCCGUGUUCCAGCUCGUUUAAAGCGUAGCCGCUUUUCGUCCAAUCUACUGUGCGGGUCCUUUCGGAAGGGUUUUGUGAACGCUACUGUUUUUUUGGUUUUUAGGAAACGACUAGCUUUAUCCGUUGAAAACGCAGGUCCCUUUGAAGAGACUUUGGUGAGACGUCGUUUUUUUUUGGGGGGGAGGGUUGUUUCCCACAAUCUUUUACUCUGGAGACAAGUGCAAUAUGUGUGUGGUACGUUCUUUAAUGUAUUUUUUAAGGAAACAAAAAAAAAAGAGUUAAAAGGAUUUAGCCUUCGCUUGGGGAAACCUGCACUAAGGUUGCAAACGCCUCUUUUGGGAUGUGGGGGGGAGCUCCCUCUGUAGUAUUUACAUGCCGGAUUCUGUCAAAGCAAUUGCAAUGUAUUAAUGCAGAAUAAAGAACUUGGACCUUC
Molecule: messenger RNA, 6457 nt
Organism: Ahaetulla prasina
Lineage: Eukaryota; Metazoa; Chordata; Lepidosauria; Squamata; Colubridae
Gene: SIK2
Product: salt inducible kinase 2
Exons: 15
Coding region: 372-2882 (836 amino acids)
Biological process (GO): intracellular signal transduction; microtubule cytoskeleton organization; protein phosphorylation
Cellular component (GO): cytoplasm
Molecular function (GO): tau-protein kinase activity; ATP binding; protein serine/threonine kinase activity
Source: RefSeq, a predicted model, not a curated record